GGUAUUUGUGCAAGAUAUUGAGAGGGGAAGAGUAAGACUAAUCUGUUGAGGAUUCAUAACUGAUCUAAAAAAUAAGGGACAAAAAUGAGCGAGCAGAAUGAAAUUAGAUCGGCACCAUUAACGCCGAGGCCAAGAUCAGCUGCACCAACGCCUCCUGUUGUGUCAUCACCACCAGUGUCAUGUCCACCCUCUCAGUACCACUCACCAUCUUUGUCAAGGUCACCACUUCUCAAUGAAGAGCAUGCAGACCAGGCACCACCUCCAAGCAAGACUCCCAAAACCCCAAGAACCCCAAGACUCUCUUUGACUCCAAGGUUUAUUACUCCUCUUGGAAGCCCUGUGAGAAAGGCUCUAAGGAUGACUAAGCUUGACCCUCAGGAUGCUUGGCUUCCAAUCACUGAGUCAAGAAAUGGUAACAAGUACUAUGCUGCUUUUCAUACUCUUUGUUCUGGGAUUGGAGUUCAGGCUCUUGUGCUUCCUGUGGCCUUCACAAUCCUUGGCUGGACAUGGGGAAUUAUUGGCUUGACUCUAGCAUUCAUAUGGCAGCUUUACACCUUAUGGUUACUUGUUCAGCUCCACGAAUCAACUGAAAAUGGGAUGCGCUACAGCCGCUACCUCCAACUUUCCUGUGCUACCUUUGGUGAGAGGCUAGGAAAGUUGCUAGCUUUGUUCCCAAUCAUGUAUCUCUCGGGAGGCACAUGUGUGGCAUUGAUCAUUAUUGGUGGAUCAACCAGUAAAUUGUUCUUCCAGAUUGUAUGCGGGGCUACAUGCAGCGCAAAGCCGCUAACCACCGUGGAAUGGUACUUGGUCUUUACGUGUGCAGCCGUUGUACUGUCUCAGCUGCCCAACUUGAAUUCCAUAGCAGGUUUAUCGUUGGUCGGGGCCGUCACGGCUGUAGGGUAUUGCACAAUGAUAUGGGCUGUUUCUGUGGCGGAAGGCAGGCUCCCAGGAGUGUCCUAUAAUCCUGUGAGGGGAAGCACCCAGGUUGUAAGGAUUUUUGACGUGCUUAAUGCACUUGGGAUCAUUGCUUUUGCUUUUAGGGGCCACAAUCUUAUUCUUGAGAUUCAGGCCACGAUGCCUUCAGAUGAAAAGCACCCUUCGCGUGUGCCCAUGUGGCAAGGAGUCAGGGUUUCCUAUACAGUCAUAUCUGCAUGCUUAUUCCCUCUUGCAAUUGGAGGCUAUUGGGCUUAUGGCCAAAAGAUACCAGCAAAUGGAGGAAUGCUUACAGCUCUAUACCAAUUCCAUUCACGUGAUGCGUCACAAGCUGUACUAGGCCUAACUAGCUUGUUUGUCAUAGUUAAUGCAUUGAGCUCGUUCCAAAUCUAUGGCAUGCCAAUGUUUGAUGACAUGGAGUCCAAGUACACAGUGAGAAAGAAGCAGCCAUGUCCAUGGUGGCUUCGAGCAAUUUUCCGGGCUAUGUUUGGGUACGGGUGCUUCUUUGUGGCAGUGGCAAUUCCAUUCUUGGGAAGCCUUGCUGGUUUGAUAGGAGGGAUAGCACUACCUGUCACAUUGGCAUACCCAUGUUUCAUGUGGCUCAAGAUUAGAAAGCCUAAGAUGUAUGGAGCAAUGUGGUGGCUCAACUGGUUCCUAGGGGUUUUGGGCAUGAGUCUAAGCGCUGUAUUGAUUGCAGCCGGGCUUUAUGUUGUGAUUGAUACUGGUGUUGAAGUGAGUUUCUUCAAGCCUCACUAAUUAGCUUACCAAGGCAAUUAGAGAAUUACGUUAAGCCGAAUCAAGAUCUAUUUGUUAUCUUAUCAUUCUUUUCGUCGAAAGAAUAUAUAUUUGGUACUUUGCUGUUGUG
Molecule: messenger RNA, 1798 nt
Organism: Quercus lobata
Lineage: Eukaryota; Viridiplantae; Streptophyta; Magnoliopsida; Fagales; Fagaceae
Product: lysine histidine transporter-like 8
Exons: 5
Coding region: 85-1689 (534 amino acids)
Source: RefSeq, a predicted model, not a curated record